UUGAUUAUUAAUUUUGGAAAUGGUGAACUGUUCCCAAUUUAGUCUAAAUCAUUUUUGUUUUGAUGAAAGCUUUUCAAAACAGAAUUUUAAUAUGACCUUCCUGUCACAUUCCGAGGGUAAACUAGCUGAAUGUAAACAAAAGAUGCCGUCAAUCAAGCUACAGAGUUCGGAUGGAGAAAUAUUUGAAGUUGAUGUGGAGAUCGCUAAACAGUCAGUCACCAUCAAAACUAUGUUAGAAGAUCUUGGAAUGGACGAAGACGAAGAAGAACCUGUACCUUUACCAAAUGUUAAUGCUGCCAUAUUAAAAAAAGUUAUACAGUGGUGUACAUACCAUAAAGAUGAUCCUCCACCACCCGAAGAUGAUGAAAAUAAAGAAAAACGAACAGAUGACAUUUGUUCUUGGGAUGCAGAAUUUCUUAAAGUUGAUCAAGGAACACUUUUUGAACUUAUAUUAGCUGCUAAUUAUCUGGAUAUUAAAGGUUUAUUAGAUGUUACAUGUAAAACAGUAGCUAAUAUGAUCAAAGGAAAAUCACCUGAAGAGAUUCGUAAAACUUUUAAUAUCAAAAAUGAUUUUACUCCAGCAGAAGAAGAACAGGUUCGAAAAGAGAAUGAAUGGUGUGAAGAGAAAUGAUCUUAUUUCUUCCAUAUAAACUUGUAUUAUAUUAAUGAGAGAACUGUGUAUCUUAAUGAUCAAGAUGUUUUCCAAUGUGAAUGAUUAUCCAGUAUCAAAAUCACAGAUUGAUCAGCAGACACAUAACUCUUUGUAUUUAUUAUUCAUUGUGACAAUUAUUGACAGUGUGACUGUUUCCUCCCUGGCUUGAUGUUUUAGUGAAUCAAUGAUCUCUCCAUUACUAACUACUUUUAAAAAAACAUUCAAACUUUUAAAAUUUUCCAAUCCAAAUAUGACAAAUGUAUUAUUUUUCUUGUGCAAGUUUGUGAGACUCAUUGAAUGAGGAAUUAAACAAGAUUAACAUUUUAAACUAUCAGAUCAGUAAGAGCAGAGCUAUUGAAAAUAAUAAAAGUAUAUUUUUCCUCUUUUGUGAAGAUAGAUUCUAUAUCUAUGCUGAAACUGUACAGUUUUUUAGUAAUCAAAUUGAAAGUCAGAUCUUUAUAUUAAUGGCAUUCUCAACUCGCACAGUAGUUGUUUACGUUGAUGUAUUUAAUUUUUAGUCAUUUUAUAUUUGUAAAUUACUUCAAAUUAUACAGAAUUUGUUAAAAUGGUUCAACAAAUAAAAAGAAAUGUUUUAGGGUUUUUUUUAAUCAGU
Molecule: messenger RNA, 1265 nt
Organism: Patella vulgata (common limpet)
Lineage: Eukaryota; Metazoa; Mollusca; Gastropoda; Patellidae
Product: S-phase kinase-associated protein 1
Exons: 5
Coding region: 20-631 (203 amino acids)
Biological process (GO): SCF-dependent proteasomal ubiquitin-dependent protein catabolic process
Cellular component (GO): nucleus; cytoplasm
Molecular function (GO): cullin family protein binding
Source: RefSeq, a predicted model, not a curated record